Hipposideros armiger (great roundleaf bat) is the source of this 1022-nucleotide messenger RNA. It is a transcript of the gene AWAT1, whose product is annotated as acyl-CoA wax alcohol acyltransferase 1. The transcript has 7 exons. Gene Ontology annotation, molecular function: long-chain-alcohol O-fatty-acyltransferase activity. Gene Ontology annotation, biological process: lipid metabolic process. Lineage: Eukaryota; Metazoa; Chordata; Mammalia; Chiroptera; Hipposideridae. Gene Ontology annotation, cellular component: endoplasmic reticulum membrane. The record is from RefSeq and is a predicted model, not a curated record. The coding region runs from base 36 to 1022 and encodes 328 amino acids.
CUGAGAUCUUCGCCUCUCUCAGGCUCCUGGGCAUCAUGCAUUGUUUCAAGCAGCCUAAGCACUUCCAGAGCCUGAUGCUUCUGCAUUGGCCCUUGAGCUACCUUGCCUUAUUUUGGAUCAUACAGCCAUUGAUCGUUUACCUGCUGUUUACAUCCUUGUGGCCACUACCAGCACUUUACUUUGCCUGGUAUUUCCUGGACUGGAAGACCCCAGAACAAGGUGGUAGGCGUUCCACCUGGGUAAGGAACUGGGGUGUCUGGACCUAUAUCAGGGACUAUUUCCCCAUCAAGAUCGUGAAGACUAAGGACCUGCCACCCGAGCACAACUACCUCAUGGGGGUCCACCCCCAUGGCCUCUUGACCUUUGGCGCCUUCUGCAACUUCUGCACUGAGGCCACAGGCUUCUCGAAGAUCUUCCCCGGCAUCACUCCCCACCUGGCCACGCUGUCCUGGUUCUUUAAGAUCCCCUUGAUUAGGGACUACCUCAUGGCCAAAGGUGUGUGCUCUGUGAGUCAGCCAGCCAUCGACUAUCUGCUGAGCCACGGAACCGGCAACCUCGUGGGCAUUGUAGUGGGAGGGGUGGGAGAGGCCCUGCAAAGUGUGCCCAACACCACCACCCUCAUCCUCCAGAAGCGCAAGGGCUUUGUGCGCUCAGCCCUCCAGCAUGGGGCUCAUCUGGUCCCUACCUUCACUUUUGGAGAAACUGAGGCAUAUGAUCAGGUGCUGUUCCAUGAGGACAGCUGCAUGUACAAGUUCCAGAGCUACUUCCGUCGCCUCCUCGGUUUCUAUUUUUGCGUCCUCUAUGGACGAGGCUUCCGCGAAGGCUCUACUGGACUCCUGCCAUACCGGGUGCCUAUCACCACUGUGGUCGGGGAGCCUCUGGCACUGCCCAAAAUUGAAAAACCAAGCCAGGAGAUGGUGGACCAAUACCACACACUCUACAUGGAUGCCCUGUGCACACUGUUCGACCAGCACAAAGCCCAGUAUGGCUUUUCAGGAACGCAAAAGCUGCUUUUCUUGUAA